GCUGCCCGUUGUUAGGCCUGGCUGCGUGUGUCAAAUCCGCGCCUUGAUCAGAUUCUCUCCAAGAUUCUACUAGGAUAGACGUGGCUGAUUCACUGGGCCUUUCAGCCAAUGGAGAAGAGGGGGGAGGAGAGCCAGGCCCCGCUGCUGGAGCCCAGGCCGGCGGCGGCGGAGAAUGGCGGGAGUGACAUGGUCGGCGAGGGAGGGGCGGAAGAAGAGGGGGUGGGGCUGGGGCGUCAGCUGCUGGAGGAGAACCGGAAGCUGUGGGCGGUGGCGGGGCCGUCCAUCUGCACGCGCUUCUCCACCUUCGGGGUCACCGUGAUCAGCCAGGCCUUCAUCGGCCACAUCGGCCCCACCGAGCUCGCCGCCUACGCCCUCGUCUCCACCGUGCUCAUGCGCUUCAGCAACGGCAUACUGCUCGGCAUGGCGAGCGCGCUGGAGACGUUGUGCGGGCAGUCGUACGGGGCGAAGCAGUACCACAUGAUGGGCAUCUACCUGCAGCGGUCCUGGAUCAUCCUCAGCGGCUGCGCCGUGCUCAUGCUCCCCAUCUUCAUAUUCACCGAGCCGCUGCUCGUCUUCAUCGGCCAGGACCCAACGAUCAGCGCCGUCGCCGGCACCAUCUCCAUAUGGUACAUCCCCGUCAUGUUCGCCAGCGUCUUCAACUUCACGCUCCAGAUGUACCUGCAGGCGCAGAGCAAGAACAUGAUCAUCACCUACCUCGCCUUCGUCAACCUCGGCCUCCAUCUGUUCCUCUCGUGGCUCCUGACCGUCAAGCUGCACCUUGGGCUCGCCGGGGUCAUGACCUCCAUGGUCAUCGCCAUGUGGAUACCUGCGUUUGGGCAGCUCAUCUUCGUCCUCUUCGGUGGCUGCCCUCUCACGUGGACGGGCUUCUCCUUCACAGCACUCACCGACCUCGUCCCUAUCUUCAAGCUCUCUCUGUCCUCUGGUGUGAUGCUCUGUUUGGAAUUGUGGUACAGCACCAUACUGGUCCUCCUAACCGGGUACAUGAAGAAUGCAGAGAGUGCACUUGACGCUCUUUCAAUAUGCCUUAACAUCAAUGGUUGGGAGAUGAUGAUCUCUAUCGGCUUUUUGGCUGCAACAGGAGUGCGUGUGGCAAACGAGCUCGGAGCUGGAAGUGCAAAAAGGGCCAAGUUUGCCAUCUUAAAUGUCGUCGCGACUUCUUUCUCAAUAGGCCUUGUGUUGUUCGUCUUCUUUCUUUUCUUCCGUGGGAAGCUUUCCUACAUAUUUACCACGAGUGAAGAGGUGGCUGCCUUAGUUGCUGACCUGUCGCCUCUUCUGGCCUUCUCCAUCUUGCUGAACAGUGUUCAACCAGUGCUAUCAGGUGUUGCCGUUGGUGCCGGUUGGCAAAGUGUCGUUGCCUAUGUUAACAUCGCAACAUAUUACUUGAUUGGUAUCCCUCUUGGAGCGAUCCUAGGUUAUGUUCUUGGAUACCAUGUGAAGGGCAUUUGGGUUGGCAUGCUGCUCGGGACACUGGUUCAAACAAUUGUACUUCUGUUCAUAACAAUUAGGACCGACUGGGAUAAACAGGUGGAGGUUACUCAGGAGAGAUUGAAGAGGUGGUACAUGGACGGGAACAAUGGAAAGUCAGAUUCAAGGUCAAGUCCAUGAGAUUAGGAAUCCGGCACAAGUAAUGAAUCGCCAUCAAGAAUGAAUGGAUGGAACAUUUGUAGGCGCAGAUGUGUCGGAGGUUGUUCCUCAAGAUCGAGCAAAAGGUAACAGUGAGUCAGUAACGCAGGCUCCACUAGAGAAUGGAGAACAUACUAUCUCUGUUUCUGGAUAUUAGACAUUUUGGCAGUUCAAUUGAAACUGCAAAAGCGUCUUAUAUUUAGGAAGAGAGGGUGUAUUACUCAAGGGACACUUGAUUUUCUGUAAUUUCUACCACUGCUUCAGCAUGUAAAAUAUGCCUUGGAUUGCUGUGGGCUGGUGGCACUAGUGUUGUUUUGGAUUGAUUGAUUUUGGUUGUGAUUAGUAACAUGGUGUUUGUA
Triticum aestivum (bread wheat) is the source of this 2003-nucleotide messenger RNA. RefSeq names its product protein DETOXIFICATION 21. Bases 109 to 1626 code for a protein of 505 amino acids. The transcript is spliced from 9 exons. The record is from RefSeq and is a predicted model, not a curated record. Gene Ontology annotation, biological process: xenobiotic detoxification by transmembrane export across the plasma membrane. Gene Ontology annotation, cellular component: membrane. Gene Ontology annotation, molecular function: xenobiotic transmembrane transporter activity; antiporter activity. NCBI's taxonomy places the organism in Eukaryota, Viridiplantae, Streptophyta, Magnoliopsida, Poales, Poaceae.